This is a messenger RNA of Neltuma alba, 2495 nucleotides long. Its product is annotated as potassium channel AKT1-like. The transcript is spliced from 11 exons. Gene Ontology annotation, molecular function: protein binding; voltage-gated potassium channel activity. The annotation marks the transcript as partial. The record is from RefSeq and is a predicted model, not a curated record. Gene Ontology annotation, biological process: potassium ion transport; transmembrane transport. Lineage: Eukaryota; Viridiplantae; Streptophyta; Magnoliopsida; Fabales; Fabaceae. Gene Ontology annotation, cellular component: membrane.
AUGUCGAGCCAGCACGAUGAGAUAGAACUGUCAAGAGAGGCCAACCAUUUCAGCCUCUCUACUGGUUUAUUGCCUUCACUUGGAGCCAGCCAUGCCCCCAGAAUUAGCCUCAAAACCUGCAUUAUCUCACCUUAUGAUCGUCGUUACAGGUUGUGGGAGAACUUUCUGAUCAUUCUGGUCGGGUACACUGCAUGGGUAUCGCCAUUUGAGUUCGGCUUCCUGGAAAAGCCAGUAGGGUUCCUCUCGAUCACGGACAAUGUUACGAAUGGACUCUUCGCUGUGGAUAUAAUUCUCACAUUCUUCGUCGCUUACAUUGACAAACUCACUUACCUUUUGGUUGAAGAUCGAAAAGCCAUUGCCGCGAGAUAUCUCAAGACUUGGUUCGUCUUCGAUGUCAUCUCCAUUAUCCCUUCGGAGCUCGCCCGCCAAAUUCCCAUCUCACCGUUUCAAUCCUAUGGACCUUUCAACAUGCUUCGUCUUUGGCGAAUCCGAAGAGUUGGUGCCCUGUUUGCUAGACUGGAGAAGGACAUACACUAUAACUAUUUCUGGGUUCGGUGUGCUAAGCUUAUUUGUGUGACCCUCUUUGUUGUACACUUAGCCGGAUGCUUCUUUUAUUAUAUUGCCGCACAUUCUGAUCCCAAACAGACUUGGAUCGGGCUAUCAUUGGAAGACUUCCAUCAAGAGAGCUAUUAUACAAAAUAUGUGUAUUCUAUGUACUGGUCUAUCACUACUUUAGCCACUGUUGGCUAUGGCGAUUUGCAUCCAGUAAAUACGUCAGAGAUGGUCUUUGACAUCUGUUACAUGUUGUUCAAUCUGGGUUUAACGUCCUAUUUGAUUGGUAAUAUGACCAACUUAAUUGUCAACGGCACAAGUCGAACCAGUAGAUUUAGGGAUACCAUACAGGCUGCCUCAAAUUUUGCGGAACGGAACCAUUUGCCUUCUCGUCUGAAAGACCAGAUGCUUGAACACAUGUGUUUGAGGUUCAGAACAGACUCAGAGGGAUUGCAGCAUCACGAGAGCCUCGAUACUCUUCCUAAAGCUAUCAGAUCAAGCAUCUCACGUAAUCUUUUCUACUCUGUGGUAGAUGAUGUCUACUUGUUUUCUGGAGUUUCAAAGAACUUGCUUUUUCAACUGGUAACAGAGAUGAAAGCAGAGUAUUUCCCCCCGAAAGAAGAUGUUAUCUUGCAGAACGAAGAACCAACUGAUCUUUAUAUCAUAGUCACUGGUGCUGCGGACUUGCUAGUUUUCAAAAAUGGAGUCGAAGAGGCCGUAGGCGAGGCUAGAGCUGGUGAUGUUUUCGGCGAGAUCGGAGUGCUUUGCUAUAGACUACAACCCUUUACCGUUCGAACCAAGCGACUGAGCCAGCUACUGAGGUUGAACCGUACCACAUUUUUAAAUGCUAUUCAGGCCAACGUGGGAGAUGGGAACGUAAUCAUGAAUAAUCUCCUUCAGCAUUUGAAAGAACUUAAGGACCCAUUUAUGGAUGGAAUCCUAGUGACAACAGAGAACUUGCUGGCCAGUGGUAGGGUGAAUCUACCGCUUAGUCUGUCCUUCGCCGCAUUAAGAGGAGAUGACUGGUUGUUGCAUCAAUUGUUGAAUCGGGGCUUGGAUCCAAAUGAAUCCGACAACAAAGGAAGGACUGCUUUGCACAUAGCAGCAUCCAAAGGGAGCUUGGACCAUGUCAGGCUUCUUUUAGAUCAUGGGGCAUAUCCAAACAUUAGAGAUUAUGAUGGUAGUGUCCCAUUAUGGGAGGCAAUAGUGGGUGGACACGAAUCCGUGAGCAAGCUGUUGGUAAAAAAUGGCGCUAACUUAGAAUGUGGAGAUAUGGGUCAAUUUGCAUGCAUUGCCGCUGAACAGGGCAACCUGAACUUGCUCAAGGAUAUAGUGAAACAUCGAGGGGAUGUAUCACUUUCUAGGAAUUAUGAUGGGACCACAGCAUUACAUAUUGCUGUCUGUGAAGGCAAUGUUGAGAUAGUCAAGUUCCUUUUGGAUCAAGGGGCUGACGUUGACAAACCAGACAGGCAUGGUUGGAAGCCAAGAGCCCUAGCAGAUCAACAGGGACAUGAGGAAAUUAAGGUUAUGUUUCAGUCUAUUGUGGAGCCUAAGGCUCCAACUCCUGCCUCUUCGACUCCUGAGAGGUCUGUUGGAAGAGUUACAAGAACUGGGAGGAACCAUGGAAGUCACCAUGCAAGAGUAACAAUCAGUUGCCCUGAAAAGGUUGAAAUUGCAGGAAAAGUUGUGCUCCUACCAGGAAGCUUCAAGGAGCUACUUGAGAUUGGAGCCAAUAAAUUUGGUAUCACUCCCGCUAGGAUUCUGAGCAGGGAUGGAGCUGAAAUUGAUGAUCUAGAUGUGAUUAGAGAUGGUGAUCAUCUUUUGUUUGUCAGUUCUCAUAAACCCAGUUCCCGCUCGCCUGAUUUUUUGCAAUAAGGCAUAUGAUUCUUUGUAAUUAAUGGAAGCAUUCUGCCUCAUUUUAUAGUUUUCUUUUUCUUGGCUGA